This is a messenger RNA of Seriola aureovittata, 6587 nucleotides long. It is a transcript of the gene nos1apa, whose product is annotated as nitric oxide synthase 1 (neuronal) adaptor protein a. The record is from RefSeq and is a predicted model, not a curated record. Bases 366 to 2687 code for a protein of 773 amino acids. NCBI's taxonomy places the organism in Eukaryota, Metazoa, Chordata, Actinopteri, Carangiformes, Carangidae. The transcript is spliced from 14 exons. Gene Ontology annotation, molecular function: nitric-oxide synthase binding.
CCCAACCAACUUCCACACUCACCACAGGAAAAGUCGGGAAAAUACAACUGCCCCCCCUCCAAGCAUGUCGCUGUUUCUGUUGGUCUGCAUGUGUUUUUAAAGCUAUUACGGUAAACAUUAACGGGGCAGCCGUUUCGCCGGAGCGCUGGUGGAGUAGUUGCCGCCACUUGGACGCUGUUGAGGGCGCUGUAGUGGGCUAAGCCUUGCGGUGCUGGGACGGUUCGCUGCGAUGGAGAACAUGUACUGACCGGAUUUGGAAUUGUUUUCUCUUGGAUUACUCCCUGUUAAACCGACCCGGUUUGUUUCCCCCCGUUGACAUUCUCUCGGUUCCUCUGCUUGUGUGGAAGUAGUAAAUACUUUGAAAUAUGCCUGGAAAAACCAAGUAUAACCUCGUUGAUGAUGGACAUGAUCUGAGGAUCCCGUUGCACAACGAGGAAGCGUUCCAACAUGGGAUCAACUUCGAGGCAAAGUACAUCGGCAGCCUGGAUGUGACGCGGCCGAGCAGCCGAGUGGAGAUCGUGGCUGCGAUGAGAAGAAUACGAUAUGAAUUCAAGGUGAAAAACAUCAAGAAGAAAAAAGUCCACAUUGUGGUGUCUGUAGACGGUGUGAAGGUCGCCUUGAGGAAAAAGAAAAAAAAGAAGGAGUGGACAUGGGAUGAGAGCAAGAUGAUGGUGAUGCAGGAUCCCAUUUACAGGAUAUUCUAUGUGUCUCAUGACUCCCAGGAUCUGAAGAUCUUCAGUUACAUCGCCAGAGACGGACAGAGCAAUGUCUUCCGCUGUAACGUCUUCAAGUCCAAGAAGAAGAGUCAGGCCAUGCGUAUCGUCCGGACAGUUGGCCAGGCCUUUGAGGUUUGUCAUAAACUGAGUCUGCAGCACACGCAGCAGAACGCGGACGGACAGGAGGACUGCCACAGUGAGAAGAACGGCAACGACUCCUCCAUCACAGGUGUGCGUGCUUAUCCACCUGUAUGUGUGUGUACUUUCCUCGGCUCAGCUCGGGAGCUAACAGGCGCAGAGAAGACUGCGACCGUCGCUGAGGAGACGGACAUUGACGCAGAAGAGGUGAGCCAGGUGGCGGCGGUGGUAGCGGCGGAGGAGUUGAACGUCAACAGAGGAGUGACUGAUCUGGACGCCACAGCCAAGACACCUGAUCUAAACCACACAGAGAACAAGUUCGCGGCCGAGCAGUCGUUUCAGGUGUCCGCAAAAGAGGCACUUCAAGAGAAAGCUUCAGAGGAGGCCUCUCUGCUGAUGUCCAGCCCCAGGAUGCUGCUCCCUGCAUCGGGCGCACUGCCACCAGGUGCCCCCCUGUCUGUCCACCACCAGAUCCAACUGCUCCAGCAGCAGCUCCAGCAGCAACAGCAGCAGACGCAAGUGGCUGUAGCACAGGUCCACCUGUUGAAGGACCAGCUGAGCGCAGAGGCCACAGCUCGGCUCGAGGCCCAGGCUCGAGUCCAUCAGCUGCUGCUGCAGAACAAAGACCUGCUGCAGCACAUCUCCCUGCUGGUUAAACAGAUCCAGGAGCUGGAGACCAAGAUGUCUGGACCGAACUCAAUGGGCUCCCAGGACAGUUUGUUGGAGAUCACCUUCCGGUCUACAGUCCCUCCAGUGAUCUGUGACCCCACGACCCCUAAACCCGAGGUGUCGGCCCUCAACCUUCCUGCGCUAACCACCGGUGACGGGACCAGCAAUGCCUUCUCAUCUUCCAACGGGACUCUUGGAAGCCCCCUAGUUGAUCAAAGUAUGUUUGAGAACUCCAUUGCCCAGCAGCAGAGUCCCCAGAUUUCCAGGCAAGGCCAGCCGUCGGCCCGACGCUCCCCAGCAUCAGCUAAUCCUAACCUGGGGUCCAGCUCCGUUGACUCUCCAUCCUCCGGAGGUCAACAGAGGCUGAAAAAUGCCAUUAACCUGGGCAAGGCUGUCGGGGCAAAGGUGAAUGACUUGUUAAGGCGAAAGGAGCCCAGCCACCUCGGGGACAUUGGGGUCACUGAGGUCAACAAAAACGUUGGUGCCGUGUGGAGCUGCAUGGACCAACUCAACCAGACUAACAGCCACAUCUCCUCCUUCGACUCCUUCCCUCGGCUGGACCCACCACCCCCAUCCGGGAAGAAGCGCCUCCCUCGAGCACUGAAGACCACCCAGGACAUGAUGAUCUCCUCGGACCCAGUGGUCUCUUCUCCAGACGCUCCAGACUCUUCCUCAAUCCUCUCCUCCCCGGAAAAGACGCCCCUGAUCGCGAAGGAGGAGCAGCAGCAGGGCGAGAAGGAGGAAGAGGGGUCGACGGAUGUCACGUUGCCGCUGAGCAACGCAGAGAAGAAAGUGGCUGCUCAACCAGAGACGACGGGGAGCAACAGCAAGCUGGAUGGAGUUAUAGGUGGAGAAGAUGACAUGGAAGACAGAGGCACUGAUGGAGACGUGGAGGAGCAUCAGCCUCAGCUCCAGCUCUCUGUACCAGACCUCAUCAACAAAGAUCCCCCUCUGCUGGAGCCCAGAGCCAAACCCUGCAACAUCUGGGAGAAGGCAUCAGGGCCGGACUCCCGGCUUGCCUCCACCCCCUGCUCGGGGAAGCCUCCCUGUCGCAUCAGCCUGGGCGAGGAGGUCCUGGUGGGGAACGGCACCACCUGCAGUAAAGGCACCGCAGGGAGCGCCGAAGACACAGAGCCCCACCCAGACCUGCUGUCCUUUGAGUAACGAGCAGAGCCGGGGUCCAGAAACCAUUUCAGUAUGAUUCAAAAAGUUUGGAACUUUUUCUCUUAAUUUCUACUCAAGAGGCUUCAAAUGUCUGUGGCAGUAAUUCAAACAGACUGUGGAUCAAAUAUUCACUGCCACUUUUUAAAUAUAUAACUCACCCUGCUCCGGGCUGUGCUGUAGGGAAAGGGAGCGAGUGGUUCUCGGAGCCAGAGCGAGGGCCCAAUCUGUUGCUUUUUUAACUUUUCAGCAGCUUUUGACGAGUGUGGACGAGUUUAAAGGUCAUGCUAGUAAAAUCAGGCCCUCCAGCUUGGCUGAUCUACGGUCAGUCAGACACUACAAGCUUCUUCUUAAUGAAUAAAAAUGAGACGGACCAGCACUGGAUGAUGGAUAAAAAGGAGAGAGAAGAUGGGUUGAACUUGAGGAUUCAUUUUAGUGCAGUUAAAGUUCAGAAUUUUUUAUUACUUUAAUAACACGUCAUGUCUGCUUAAGUAAGGGCAGAUAAUGUAAUAAUGAAUGUAAUUAGUGUCAUGAAAUGUCCCUUUAAAUGGGCUGCAAAUGUCAAAGUACUGGUGAGCAUAAAAAACUUCUAAGAUAUAAGAUAUUAAGCAAUUAAUUACAAGACCAUCACAUUUUGAAUCCAUAUAAAGGGACAUUUUGUUACGCGUUAGUCAUAAAUUCAUAUUAUACAAAAGCUGCUACAGUCAGAAACUGCAACUAAUAUGACAACCAGAAUUACUGUAGAUGACAGAAUGAGAGGAAAUUGUUUGAAAACAGAAUGCAGGCUCUGGAAGGAGAAGAAGAAGAAGGAAACGAGUGAGAGAGGCUGAACGAUUGUGGAUGUGUUGGAGAAGGCGAGGUUUGGGGGAAGUUCACUUUGAUUUCAGUCAGUACAGAAUAUCAAGCAGCCAUUUCUGCCAGAUUGUGGUCAGGACUGGAAGGCUUUUGACCCUUGGCUUCAUCCAUAUUAAAUCAUCUCUUAUGCUCUUUGGUCCAUUUGGAGUUGCAGCAACACCAACAGAGCUUGUCCCCUCCCACACUGACCUCUGGCACCCAGUGCAACCCUGAGAGUGACCUUUUAAAGCUGGAAAUCUCACUGGCUGAACUGAAAGUGAAUUUUUAUCAUCCCCCCCUAAAAACCUGACAGAGCGUCAUGAUGAGCGGAUGGAGAAGCGGCAUGUGGAGGGCGGGCAGGUGGAAAGUUGUUUUUGAGCAAAAGAUAAUUAGUUGUCAUCAGAAAAAAGAUGAAAGAGGUGUGUUUUAUUCAAGCAGAUCGUUAAGUGACAGACCAAAGAUGCAAAUUAGUGGCUCAGUCAGACAGGUAAUUUUUGUUACAUUGUUUUAACAGAGCUGUCUGAGUGUGAAGAGAAGCAAUAAUUCACACAGAAGAGACUUUUCUCCUUUAUUUUCACCUCAUCUAGGAAUGAGAAGGUGAAAACCAAAGUCAAAGCUUUUUUAACAUUUUAAUAUCGGUUCAUAUACUUGUUUUAAAUCUCCUGACUUUUCUGACCCAGCAGAGAGAGACUGUGUCAGGUGUGUUCAGCAGGUUAAAGAUGAGCUUGUGGAUCAGGAGGAGCACGAUCGAGCUGCAGUGGUUGUUUGAGCACAAUCAAAGUGGAGAUCAGUAUUUUUCUAACACUAUUAUCUGUAGAUCUGAUCCGUGCGACUGGAUUAAGAUUCCAAAUCCCAGACCUGAAAAUGACUGGCAGGCGGCUUCCAUAAAUGACCACUGUGCAGGGAUUUCCUGACCUCAGAAAAUAGCACAAAAAAAACAACUAUUCCCAGAAGAGAGUGAAGCGGACACAGAGCCAGCUGUAGCUGUGGUCAGGUCAUGCCCAGCAGAAUGAGAGGAAUGUGGAGCUGGACUCUGUCAGAGAAAAGAAGCCUUGUCUCUGUCUCCUGUCUCACUGACAUAAAGAUCCCCAUUUAUUUUAAAGCUGUCACUGAUGUCUGAUGUCACCCACAAGACAAACCAUUAAAUCAGUUCAGCCAAAUUACAAAAAAAUAAUUUUCCCAAUUUGUUUUAUCUUGAACUCCACAGACUUUUUAUGGACAGUUUUUCCUUUUUUGUCUGUUUUAUUUUUAAUCAAUUUGAAGUUCUUUGAAAAGAACUCUCUUUGUGGAAGCACUUGCUGCUGUUGAGUUUUUCAAAUGUGUUUUUUCGAGGAUCACAAACAGAAUUUAUAUUCAUUGUUUUGGGGUGGGAAGUUUUUUUGGACAUCUCCAAAACAAAACAGUUUGCAUGGCUGGAUAACUUUUUGGGCAAAUGGAAACAACAUAUAAACCUAUUGGACCUAAUGUUAUGAAAAGGAACGAGAGAAUAUAUUUGACCUUUACUGAAAUUGUCCAGACAGUUCACAAAGUCUGAUGGUGUUCUGCUCAUCAAAACACUUGAAAAUGAGACCAAAACUUCAAUCAGUCACAAAAAUUGAAAACAGGACAUAAUUUUAAAAACCUUUCUUUUAUGUUUUUGAUGCUUCAGUUGUGUUUGUGUUUUAAAAUCUAACUAGAAUAUCACUGACUCCCCAUGAAAACCUGUGUUCAAAGUAUAUUUUAUUUCUUUAUAAGUUUUGUGACUAAAUGUGCAACAAUCAAACUUAAAGUUUCAUCAGGUCUGUGUGGGUGUGGUUUGAUCACAUGUGAUUGACAGUAGCUUAGCAACAUUAGCAAACAAGCCACCGACUCUCAUUAUAUUUCAAUUUACAUACAUUUUUUGGUUUUAAGUUUUUUUUGGGGGACCUUUUUAUGCCUUUGCAUUUGAUAAGACAGUGAAUAUAGACAGGAAAUGUGCAGGGGAAUGAGCAAAGACUCCAACCAGACAGGAGUCGAACCCAGGACUCGCUGCUUAGGGCAUUUGGCAUUUGGCAUGUGGUUUGCACUCUGACUGCCCCCCCCGGUUUUCAUAUAUAUGACAAAGUAUUCUCAGCUGAGCUCUGCUCACUUUAAACUAGUGAGAGAAACUCAGAGAAACAAAUACAGAAAUCUCUUAUGUGAAACAACCACAAGUGUCUGAACUUUAGCAGAAGAUGUUGUGUUCAUGUGUGACCCAUCAUUUACAAUAAUAAGCUAAUUGAGAUAAUAUGUUUUAAUUUAAGGCAACACUGAGGUUUCCAAACCAAACACACGCACCAUCAGACUGACGGCAGCUGCUUGAACUGAUUCAGAAGGUGAAAGCAAUAAGAUACUAAAUGGCUUCAGACAGUCUGGAAAACAUGUCAUUGAAAAGCAGCUGAAGGCAUUUUUUAAAAAGAACAGCCAGAGCAGCUUUAGAAAGUUCUAAUUUUACUUUAUAAAAACCACUUAACUACAUUUCUGUUGUAUUGUCUGAUGAAGGAACAGUGGUGUAUAUUUUAGGGAAAUAUUCUGUCGCUCUUUUUUUUCUUUUUUUUUACAAUAUCUGUGAAUAUGCAAAUUAUCUCUUGCUCUAACAAAUGAAGGAAAGUGAUUUAUUUUGAUAUUCAGGCAUAGAAUCUAGUCAUGGCAACAAUCUGUUCUGUAGCUGCCUCCGAAUCUGAUUAAAGAAAACAUGAUUUCUGCUUUCUAUUUUUAUGCUGUUCAAUCUUGUUUUUGUUUUUCUCUGUGUAAAGCCAGUCAACAUAAUUUCAGCAAUGAUGAUGAUGAUGAUGAUGAUGAUGAUGAUGAUGAAGAUGAAGAAUGAAGGAAGCUAAAUGCUGCACAUGAAGGUUUUUUUUAAGCAAACCUGGGACUUUUUUAUUCAUAGUAUCUUCACACUGCUGCAAAUUAAGUGAAUGUUUUAUGUGAUGAAAAUAUGCUACAAAAAUCAAAAUGAAUCAGUGAUUUUUACCUUAUAUUUUCCUAUUGUAUCUUUUAUAAAGUGGGGAUGUAAUAACUCUUGUAAUCUUUUAAACAAAAAAACUGGAAAUAGACGUGAUCGUGACCUUC